AUGGACGUCCCAGAGCCGGAACAGUCGCCGUUUACGGCCGUGUCUGCACAAACCUCCAAACUUCAUAGGCAAUACCAAGCUUAUCUGGACGCGUCAACACCCUACACGACUUAUCGGUGGGUGGGCACCGGAGUACUCCUGUUCAUUUUCUUCUUGCGCAUUGUCUUCGCGCAGGGGUGGUAUAUCGUCGCAUACACCCUCGGUAUUUACCUCUUGAACCUUUUCCUCGCCUUCCUCUCUCCGCGAUUCGACCCGUCCCUCACCCAGGAUGAGGGCCUGGAGGACGGCGAUGCUGGUAGCAGCCUUCCCACCAAGAACGAUGACGAAUUCCGUCCGUUCAUUCGUCGCCUCCCAGAAUUCAAGUUCUGGCACAAAGCCACAGUUGCCAUCGCCAUUGGAUUCCUUUGCUCGUGGUUCGAGAUUUUUGACAUUCCCGUGUUCUGGCCAGUCCUGGUGGUCUACUGGCUCGUUCUCUUUUUCCUGACGAUGCGACGACAGAUCCAGCACAUGAUCAAGUACCGCUACGUCCCUUUCUCCUUCGGUAAGGCGAGAUACGGCCGCAAGUAA
This is a messenger RNA of Paecilomyces variotii, 567 nucleotides long. RefSeq names its product retrieval of early ER protein Rer1. The transcript is spliced from 4 exons. Gene Ontology annotation, cellular component: Golgi membrane. NCBI's taxonomy places the organism in Eukaryota, Fungi, Ascomycota, Eurotiomycetes, Eurotiales, Thermoascaceae. The record is from RefSeq and is a predicted model, not a curated record. Gene Ontology annotation, biological process: retrograde vesicle-mediated transport, Golgi to endoplasmic reticulum; protein retention in ER lumen. Bases 1 to 567 code for a protein of 188 amino acids.